AUGCCUGCCCGAACACUACCCGUCUUUACCGCAGAGGAGAUCAAGCAGCAUACGUCUGCGAAGUCCUGCUUUGUUCUUCGUGGCUCGAAGGUUUACGAUGUCACCUCCUUUGUCGAUAACCAUCCCGGUGGCGGCGACCUGAUACUCGACUAUGCCGGCAAGGACGUUGAUGAGAUCAUGGACGACAUUGUCUCGCACCACCAUAGCGAGGCCGCAUACGAGAUCUUAGAUGAAUGUCUUGUCGGCUUCCUCGAGGAGCACACCGCAAACGGAUCAAAGCGUCUUCCGAAUGGCUCAGGCCCUAAGCCUUCGAAACCAGUCUACAAAUCGACCGGUCUCUCCAGCGAGGAAGAUCUCAACGUCGAAACGGACAUUGCGUCUGACUAUAAAACACACAAGUUUCUUGAUCUUAGCAAACCCUUGCUGGUGCAGCUCUGGAACGGCGGGUUUUCCAAGGACUUUUACCUCGACCAAGUCCACCGGCCACGGCACUACAUGGGAGGUGAUUCUGCACCCCUGUUCGGAAACUUUCUAGAACCACUCAGCAAGACUGCCUGGUGGGUAGUGCCAACUAUGUGGCUGCCAUGCGUUGCAUAUGGGACGUUCUUAGGCUUGAGCGGUAUGGCAGUUGGCACCGGUUCCAUGUACUGGCUAGGAGGCCUUUUCCUGUGGUCAUUGAUUGAAUAUGGCAUGCACCGGUGUCUCUUCCACGUAGACGACUACCUCCCGGACAACCGAGUUGCUUUGUGCCUCCAUUUCCUACUUCACGGCAUUCAUCACUAUCUUCCCAUGGAUAAAUACCGCCUCGUCAUGCCGCCUACGCUGUUCGUAGUCCUAGCUACCCCGUAUUGGAAACUCGCGCACUUCGUUUUCUCUUAUAAUUGGUAUGCGGGUACCUUGGUCUUCUGUGGUGGUGUAUUUGGAUACAUCUGCUACGACUUGACUCACUACUUCCUACAUCACCGAAAUCUCCCAUACUACUACAAGGAACUAAAGAAGUACCACCUCCAACACCAUUUUGCCGAUUACGAGAACGGAUUCGGCGUCACCAGCCGGUUCUGGGACAAGGUGUUUGGCACCGAACUCCCACCUCUCGCCCCCGCAAAGAUCGAGUAG
This is a messenger RNA of Nannizzia gypsea CBS 118893, 1116 nucleotides long. RefSeq names its product inositolphosphorylceramide-B C-26 hydroxylase. Gene Ontology annotation, molecular function: heme binding; fatty acid 2-hydroxylase activity; iron ion binding. The coding region runs from base 1 to 1116 and encodes 371 amino acids. Gene Ontology annotation, biological process: lipid biosynthetic process; fatty acid metabolic process. The record is from RefSeq and is a predicted model, not a curated record. Gene Ontology annotation, cellular component: membrane; endoplasmic reticulum. Lineage: Eukaryota; Fungi; Ascomycota; Eurotiomycetes; Onygenales; Arthrodermataceae. The transcript is spliced from 3 exons.